Penicillium pulvis is the source of this 1485-nucleotide messenger RNA. RefSeq names its product putative MFS transporter. The coding region runs from base 1 to 1485 and encodes 494 amino acids. Lineage: Eukaryota; Fungi; Ascomycota; Eurotiomycetes; Eurotiales; Aspergillaceae. Gene Ontology annotation, molecular function: transmembrane transporter activity. The transcript is spliced from 3 exons. Gene Ontology annotation, biological process: transmembrane transport. Gene Ontology annotation, cellular component: membrane. The record is from RefSeq and is a predicted model, not a curated record.
AUGGAGGGGCACGUACGAGCCGAGAAGGACGUGGGUCCACCCCGGACAAAUGACCCCGAGCUUCUUGAUGAGAUCAAUUUGACAUCCAAGGCUGAAGAAGCGAGGCUAGAGCGCGUCUUAACUCGGAAGAUUGAUCUGCACAUCCUUCCAUUUGUCGUGUUGAUUUAUCUGUUCAGCUUUCUAGAUCGAGUAAACAUUGGCAAUGCCCGAUUAUAUGGUCUGGAAGAAGAUCUGGGCUUAGUGGGCGACCAAUACCAGAUUGCCGUAUCCAUUCUCUUUGUGACAUAUUGUUUCUUCGAAGUACCAUCAAAUCUGGUGAUCAAAAAGCUAAAGCCAUCUCGGUAUAUCGCGACUAUCGCUGUACUGUGGGGUAUCAUCGCCACUCUGACGGGGAUUACCCAGAAUUAUGGCGGCCUCAUUGCAUGCCGAGUAUUACUCGGAGUCGUGGAGGCAGGACUCUUCCCAGGAUUCUUGACUUACCUCACUAUCUUCUACAACAAGCGCGAGAUCGCCCUGCGAACUGGGUACCUAUUCAGUAGUGCCGCCAUUGCCGGUGCCUUUGGCGGUCUACUCGCCUACGGCAUCGGAUUCAUGGACGGGAUCUGUGGGAUGCGCGGAUGGCGUUGGAUCAUGAUUCUCGAAGGCAUCCCGACCGUCAUACUCGGGGUAGCAACCUGGUUCUUCUUAGCAGAUGACCCCGAUACGGCAUAUUAUCUCAACGAAGAAGAGCGGGCGCUCGUUGUGCGUCUUCGCAGCCGUUAUGUUGGUCAGACAGAAUCGGCGCAGAAGUUCCACUGGGCUGAUGUGAAGGAGGGUGCGCUUGAUUGGAAGAUCUAUGCGUUCUGCAUCGGUCAGUUUGGUGUUGAUACCAUGCUGUACGGGUAUAGCACUUUUCUUCCUACCAUUAUCGAGGGAAUGGGAGAUUGGUCUGUUCCCCAGGUCCAGGCUCUGACGAUCCCUUGUUAUGGACUGGGUGCGAUUGCCUAUCUUUCUGUGGCUUGGUUGAGCGACAGAACGCAGCAUCGUGCGUUAUUCACUUGUCUUUUCAGCGCGAUCUCUGUGAUCGGAUAUGGGAUCUUGAUCUCCGAUUCUUCUUCCGGUGUCCAUUACUUCGGAGCCCUGAUGGUUGCUCUGGGAUUGUAUGUGACUGUCGGAUUGCCGCUUGCCUGGCUACCUACCAAUCUGCCUCGAUAUGGUAAACGCACAUUUGCGACAGGUUUGCAGCUUACCUUUGGCAAUAUUAGUGGUGUCAUGUCACCAUUUUUGUACAAGAACUCCGAGGGACCACGAUUUGUCCGAGGAAAUGCCGUCACACUGGGCUUGGUAGGCUUCGCUGGUGUUCUCUAUGGUGUGAUGUGGGUCUGCCUUCAUCUCAUCAAUAAGCGUCGUGAACAAGGACUCGAGGAUGAUAAGAUUGCCGGCCUGACGGAGGAAGAAAUUCAGGAGCUUGGAGAUCGAAACCCUCGGUUCCACUACAGCACCUGA